AUGAAAUACUCGGAUGUGGACUAUCUGACUACAUGGAAAGUGUUAGAGGACUUUGUAAAAGAAGGCAAGAUUCGCAGCAUUGGAGUAUCAAACUUUAAUCACAAACAAAUCGAACGGAUAAUUGACAACUGUACUAUCAAGCCAGCUGUAUUGCAGAGAGAAAACAUCUUCAUCACAUCGAAAGUGUGGAACACAUUCCACUCAGCGCAAGCCUGUGAGGAGCACGUAAAUGAAAUCUUGAAUCAACUACAGCUGGAGUAUAUUGAUCUGAUGCUCAUUCACUGGCCACAUGGAUACGAAGAGGGUGGCGAGCCGUUCCCUAAGAGGCCGGACAGUGACAAGAUGAAAUAUUCGGAUGUGGACUAUCUGACUACAUGGAAAGUGUUAGAGGACUUUGUAAAAGAAGGCAAGAAGAAAUUACGAGAGUUUUGUAAAGAACACGAUAUUGCUGUGACUGCUUACAGCUCCCUUUCCAACCCUGGCUCGGCAUUCUUCCGCAAAGCCGGUGAUCCAAACCUUCUGACGGAGCCAGUUAUAAAGAAGAUUGCCGCUGCACAUAAUAAAGUGAGUGGAGGGGCAUUGAACCAGCUGUUCGACUUCGUGUUCUCCGUGUCUUGUCAAUCGCUUGCACAUUUUCGCCAUUUCCCUCUUCAAUAUGUUUCACCCUGUAAUGACCUCAGUGAGCUUUUAGAAUGA
Cooperia oncophora is the source of this 696-nucleotide messenger RNA. The record is from the annotation of a GenBank genome assembly. NCBI's taxonomy places the organism in Eukaryota, Metazoa, Nematoda, Chromadorea, Rhabditida, Trichostrongylidae.